This is a messenger RNA of Cryptomeria japonica (Japanese cedar), 5669 nucleotides long. RefSeq lists its product as uncharacterized. Bases 2924 to 5194 code for a protein of 756 amino acids. The transcript is spliced from 4 exons. Gene Ontology annotation, biological process: regulation of photoperiodism, flowering. Lineage: Eukaryota; Viridiplantae; Streptophyta; Pinopsida; Cupressales; Cupressaceae. The record is from RefSeq and is a predicted model, not a curated record.
UUGUAUACCUAUCUGCAUGAAUAUUUAUGGACAGAUAUUUUUAAUUUUUUGUAUACCAAGUAAACUGCUGAAUUUUUGGCCCAAUAUAAUAAUCCCAGUGACACUAGUCCUGUAAACAUAAAUACAGGAAUGCCUCAGUUUCUUCACUCUCACCAAUUCUGAUGAUGAUGAUCACGGACAUUAAUUCCAUACAAAAUGCCAAAUGCUUAACUGGCGUGUUUGCAUAAAAUCCUUCGAAGCUUGAUAAUUGGUUGACAGGAUCUGAUUGUUAUUUGUUCAACUUUUCCCUGUUAAUGUUCCUGCAUUUCAUCGCUACUUAAUUGACUGUGAAAAAAUCAUGAUUAGUCUCUUUUUCUUAUAUUAUUGCCAGUUUCAUCCGAGAAGUGUAUUUUGUUAUUUGUUUGGUGCUGAUUGCCUGUUGGUUUGAAUGUCAUUGUUGCUGUACUAUUUGAUCACAAGUUGUUUAUAAACUCAUUGUGCUUUGGUGUAUUGUUAGCUGUGAACCAGUUGUUUUCUUUUUUAUACGGUACUGCCAUUUUUGCACUAGUUGUGUAUUUUGUUAUUUGUUUGGUACUGAUUGCCUGUUUAUUUACCAUUUUGCAAGUUACAUUCAAACUCAUUGUGCUUUUUUGAGUGUUGUCACAUUGAGGUGAACUAGAAAAGAUCUUGUAGUGGUGUUGAAUGGCGAGGAAACAUAAGGGAAAGUUUAUGUCAACCAACUAUGUUGGAGUUGUUCAAGAAGCUCCAAAACCUAUGCCAAUGGGAGAUGACCAUGAAGGAGUAAACAAAGGAGUUUUACAAACUAUGCAUUCACAUUGGUCAUUUUGAAAGAUGACAUUGAGGUGUCCAAGUAUGCGAAUGGUUUAUGCAUCUCAAUGCAAGAUGAGAUUUGUGUCCUAAUAAUUCAUUCUAUAGAGGAGAACCACCAAGAAUCACUCAAAGCUAAGAAGUUGUCUUAUAGAUAACAAAGUUGUUGCAACAAUGGCAAGGGCAAGCAAGGUGGGUGGGAGGCAAACAAAUGCAUGCAAGGAGGGCACAUAGAAAAGUGUAAAGUGUCAAAAAAUCUUUGAUAGAGGUGAAGAAUGAGCAAGGCAAGGUUGCGACAAAGGCUUUAGUGGGACUUGCUUCAAGUGCUAGCAUGUAGGUCAUUGGGUGGUUGAAUGCCCAUAUGCCACAUGAGAGCAAGGUUGCAUAGAGAAGUGUGUGCAUAUUGCACAGGCUAAGAAUGAGGAGGUGGGAAGCGAAUCAUGGUGUGCAAAUUGAGAGGUUGGGAAGAAUGUGAUGAUGUGCAAGGUUCUAAAAUGCACACUCGAAGACAAGAAACUGUGGUUGAGUAGGAGCCUCUUUUGAAUUAAGUGCAAGUUAGGAGGAAAGUUUUGCAAGGUGAUAAUUGGUUGAGGUAGCAUUGACGACUUAGUAACGACAAAGAUGGUGUGGAAAUUGGGGUUGAAAAAGAUUGUGCACACAAGGUCUCUUGGUUGCAAAAGGAGCAACUCACAUUGAUAGAGUAGUGUAGGUUUCACUUUGCAUUAGAGGAUAUGUAGAUGAGGUAUGGUGUGAUGUGAUUUGAAUGGAUGCAUUCUAUGUGUUAUUAGGAAGGUUGUGGUAAUGUGAUAGACACACAAUGCAUGAUGGGUUCAAGAACACCUUCAUCAUAAUGAAGGAUGGUAAGAAACGUUGAAUUACUUUCCAUGCAGGAAGAGGAGGUAUGUGGGCAAAAGAGCAAGGUGAUGUUGUCAACAAAGGGGUUUUUCAAGGAAGUGAGAUGUUUGCAACUUUGCAUGCUUGCUAUUGACUCAAAUCUAAGGGAUUAUAAGUUGUUACAUUGCUUAAGAAGUAUGCAAUUGUGAUUGGUGUAGGAAUGCCAAAUGAAUUGUCAUUGAGUGUAGCAUCUAACUUUGAACAUCUUUUAUUUAGGGUUCUACUAUUCCAAAUAAGGUGCCAUAUAGAAUGAAACUGGACAUGAGUGCAAAGUAGAAGAAGUAGGUUGAAGAACUAUUGGAACGAUGUUUGAUAUGGGAGUCCCAAUUGUUACGUGGUGCCCACUUGUGCUAAAGAAGGAUGGAGAGGUGAGAAAGGCUAUAGACUAGCACAAUCAACAAGAAUAGGUGUCGAUUGUUGCGCAUGGAUGACCUAAUGGAUUUCUUAAGUGGUGCACGAUACUAUUUCAAGAUAGAUCAUAGGAGCGACUAUCAUCCAAUUAGGUUUAGGGAAGGAGAUGAAUGGAAGAUUUAUAUUUAGAAUUAAGGUAGGUUUAUAAAGAGAAAACGAACUUGUGUAGUUUCCCUUGCAUUCUUGUAAGCUAUCGUGCUUAGGAAGUUAGGUGCAGCAGGAGAGGAUAAUUGAUGUAAUAACCCAAUUCAUAUACCUAAAAAAUUAACACUAUUCUUUUCUUAUUAAUUUUUAAAGCAAAGUUGUUUAAUUUUUAUCCACAUGUUUACUCAAGCAUCUAUCCAUACGGGAAAGGCAUCUAUCCCUUGUGGUUUCUUUUACGGAGCUUGGCAAAGUCCAGGGGACUUUAGCACCAUUGGUGGAGCAUUCUUCCUUUUUGACAACUAUUAUAUUAAAUAUACAGUUUGUCUUCAAAUUGGAACUAACAAUUAGCUGAGCUGCUAGCUUAUAGAUUACUGUUAAAAUUGGCAUGGGAUAAAGAGAUUAAAAGCUGCCAGUCUAUGGUGAUACAAUUUUUGGUUAUAAAAUGGAUGACAUAUGAACAUGAUAUUCUUUGUGUUUCCCCUGAAACGUUAGCAAUCUAGCUAAAGGAGGUUUCUGGACAGUUUGAUCAUAUUUCUUUCUCACAGAAGUGGACAUAUUAUCAAAGGAAGGCCAACACAGAAGUGGACAUUAUCAAAGGAAGGCCAACAGAUGAUGGCAUGGGUUUUAUUCAUUGAGGAGUUUCAAGGCUUCAUGUGAUGGGAGGUUUAUGUAUGCUCCAUAUUAUGUUUCUCCGCAUGUAUAUCCGACUGUAAAUUUUCCAGGUCAGUUUUUGGGACAGAAUGUGAUGUCUUGCAGCAAUAGUGCUGCAACAGAGUCUGAUAAGUCAACAAAAUGUGAUCAGCUUAGAAGCACACAACAGUCAUCUCACAGUAGUCCAAGGGAUCAUAAUGUUCAAUGUAAUCAAAACCCUUUUUCAUCACAUAUGAAUCAUGAUGAAGAUUUGACAUUGCAAGCAUCUCGAAAAUUGAAAAAUAGUGAUGUAAAAGAUGGCAUGAUGCAAGGUGGUUCACAUCUGCUAAAAAAAGGACAAAAGACUAGCAAUCCUAUUGUCCGAAGCAUUUCUGAAAAUUUGAGAACGCUUCCACUGCAAGUAGACAGUAGGUUGAAGUAUCCAGUUCACCAAGGUUUAAGUUCUGUGAUACAAGAUGAUGAAACAGAACCUAGAGAUAGAGAACCUGAGUUGUGCAAGGACAGUAGUCAGUCCCCUUUUGGUGAUUCAUAUUGUGCUGAUGAUGUACUGAAUUUGGAUAAGCAUCCAAAUGAAGGAGCUGGAUCUAGAGUAGAGUAUGAGGAUAAUGUUCAAAAUAAAAAGAGUAUCAUGUCAGAUAAUAAUGCAAAUUCAAAAGGGAUCAAUACCUGCUCUUCCAUAAGAGAAUCCCAAGCCUAUGUACAACAAAGUCACAGAGCUAGAGAACAUUUGAAAGCUAGUUCAGCUCGUGCAGAAUCCCAGUAUUUAGUAGAAGUUCUCUCUAGAGAUUCAGACGAAGACAUAGAUGGCUGUCAUAAAGAAGGUCAAAGCAAUCAAAAUGAAAUCUUAAGCGAUCAGGGUGACUCAUCUGAUCAGAAUUCUGAUUCUUCAAUGGUAGAUUCACUCCAUGCCUUUGAGAUAACUCCCAAGAGUGUCAUUUCAGCAAUUGGGCAGAAAGAAUUCUGGAGAGUCCGGAAAGCAAUUCUAAGACAACAGAAGAUCUUUUCAACUCAAGUAUUUGAACUUCAUCGACUUGUAAAGGUCCAAAAGCUGAUAGCUAUGCCGUCAAAUUUGCUGAUUGAAGAAAAUAUAUAUAAGAGCUUCCCUAUCAGUAUAUCAGAGGAACAGUGUGUACCCACCAUUGAUCCUGAGAAAUGCACAAAAUCAUUUGAAGAUCUUGUUGAUCAUGAUUGUGAAAUUGUAACAGCUAAAGCUAAACCUUGUAAUAAAGAAAUGCUCACACAUUAUAGCUUGUCAUCUCAUCAAUCACCUAGGGAAAGUGUUCAACCUAUAGCUAAUGAUACAAGGGAUCAAUCACAUGCUGCUACAUUUCCAGUAGGGACCUUUUCUCCUGGGUCCGCAAGUGCAUGGGGGUAUCCUGCUUACCCACAACAUCACUCUGCAAUGCCUGCCAGUCCUGGGUGCUAUGGUUAUUAUCACCAGUAUCCGUUGAACCAGAUGGGAGUUCCAAAUGCAGUGAUGGGCAUACCAUGUUCUUUGGAGGGAAAUUCUAUUGGCUCCCGAAAUAUGCAUAGAUGUCAACAUCAGUGCCAGUGUUCAGCAGAGCAUCAAACAAUAGGUUUGGGACAUUUCCCCAAAUAUCCCUCCCAGGAUGGAUUACGCUACAGCUCUCCAACUCCACCAGUUCCAUUUGAGCCUUUCAGACCAGCGGGUAAGGCAUGCCAUCCUUUUUUCAAGCCGGCAAGAAUUGUGGGGAAUGGAUCGGAGGAGAUGUCAGCAGGGUCUUUUAGAUCUGAAUCUGUAUUGAAGCAAUCAAAACAGGUAACAAACAUUUCAAUUGACAAAUCUAGUAAUGCAUAUCAAUCACAAGAUUCCAUAUCACAGGUUUCAGUUGGACAAGAUAACCUACCACUUGUCCAGACAGGGCAGCCUGGGUUGCAUUCAAAAAAGACGAAUGGUACAUUCCAUCCCUCUUUAUCAUUAUCUGAACAAAAAUUGAACAACACAGACAUGCAGGAGAAGAGGGUUGAUUCUUUGAAAUGGAUACUUUCAGAAGAUGCUCACGAAUGUGAAAGUCCCAACACAAAGGAAUUGAAUGAAGAUGAUGCAGGUGUACCAGAUGUUGUGGAUCUUGAAAAUCAGGCCUUAUCUCUUUUUCCUUUGUCAUCAUCCUUUUUGUGGUCGUCUAAAACAGUAAAAGACAAAGCCCUGUUUUCAUCAAAGGAGGAACGAGUGCAAGUAAUCAAAGCUGUUCCACGGACAGCUAUGGCAGCAUCAGAAUCAACUGCUGAUAUUCUCCUCUCCCUUCAGCGUGAGAGACAGCAAUAGCACAAAGCCACCAUGGCAUAUAUGGUUUGGUAUGGUUUCAAAGCAUUUUGCUCAAGAUUUUUGUAGUUACUUCUGUACAGUAAAGUCCUCUCUAAUAGGACCUAGUUAAAAGAUAAAACAUGUUUCUGUGCUGCUUCUAGGGAAAUGUUAGAAGCUGCUUUUAUGGCCACUAUUAUUGACACCGGUGUAAAUUUGAUGGGAUUCACCUGAGUGAUAGGAAAAACCUUUAGUGGUCUCAGCAUUAAUUUCUGAUGCUUGUAAGUAACCAUUUUGAUUUCGGUGUGAAAUUAGGUAGCUCUUGACCUAGUUUUGCCCUCCUUUUAUAUUUUUGCAUCACCUUUAUAGUAUCUAUUUGUAUUCAAUAUGCAUUAGGGACCCCAUUAAGCCUAUUUUGUACUUGAACAUUUCUGUCCUGUGACCACUCUCGGUCAUCUGAUGGCAUCGAUAAUAAUUCAAUUUCAUUUCAUUGAUUUUC